This is a messenger RNA of Fomitopsis serialis, 294 nucleotides long. RefSeq lists its product as uncharacterized. The record is from RefSeq and is a predicted model, not a curated record. The coding region runs from base 1 to 294 and encodes 97 amino acids. NCBI's taxonomy places the organism in Eukaryota, Fungi, Basidiomycota, Agaricomycetes, Polyporales, Fomitopsidaceae. The transcript is spliced from 2 exons.
AUGGCAGAGGAUCAGACUGACACGAUUGCUGAGCAGGAACACGACAAUGUCUCCUUUGCACAGCAUGAGGAAGGACAUGACUCGGAGGACGAUGAUGGGAGUGUGGACGGUGCCGGAGACCAUGACGACCACGAGGAGCAUGAUUAUGGCUACUGCCCCGAUGGUGACGAAGACGAAGAGAAUGACUUGGAGUGGGAAGACGAAGACGAGGACGAGGACGGAGAUCUUGGCCCAGAAGAUGGGGAGGUUGACGAUGAUGAUGACACUGGUAUGAGCUUUGUACGGAGACUGUAA